Messenger RNA from Humulus lupulus (European hop), 633 nucleotides. Its product is annotated as transcription factor PRE4-like. The coding region runs from base 131 to 400 and encodes 89 amino acids. The transcript has 2 exons. The record is from RefSeq and is a predicted model, not a curated record. Gene Ontology annotation, molecular function: protein dimerization activity. Lineage: Eukaryota; Viridiplantae; Streptophyta; Magnoliopsida; Rosales; Cannabaceae.
GUUAUAAGCUUUCCUUUCUCCUUCCAAGUUCGACUUCCCCCCUCAAUUUGCACCAGUACUACUAACUAGCAUUUGACAGUAGUAGUAGAAGUCGCAGUACGUAGCAGUGGUGCAACAGUUGUUCUAUAUCAUGUCAAAUCAGAAUUCAUCAAGAUCAUCUUCACCUUUCAAACCCACUACUGAUGAUGAGAUUCACGACCUUGUUUUGAAGCUACAAUCCUUGUUACCUAUCCUUAGUCGAACUCCCAACGUACCAGCUUCAACAAUUCUGGAUGAAACUUGCACUUACAUUAUGAGGCUGCGUAGAGAGGUGGAUAGCCUGAGUGGAAGACUUUCUCAGUUACUUGAUAGUGCAGAAAUCGACGAUGUUGAGCUUAUUAGAAGACUUCUUCAACAAUAAUAAACUCAUCACAAACCUUUCUCUCUCUCUCUCUCUCUCUAUAUAUAUAUAUAUAUAUAAUAAAUAUAGCUUCGCUUUUCCAGCUAUUGAGUAUGAAUGUCUCUACCAUGAAUCCUAAGAUCAGAGUUGAUUUGGUCACACAGGACUCCAAAACUAGUAGUAACAGAUCCAAUUUGAGUCUUAUUAAUUAGUAAUGACAAAUCUCUCUCUCUAUCUUACAUGUUUUUUUUUCA